ACCACUAGCGCGCCAUUGCAGCCCGUCUACACCACGUCGACGGUGAACCUAGGCAGUCAAAAUCCGCAAACAAUAUACCAGACCAUCCACGAAACCUCCGCUAAGCGCAUGGCCACAAUCGACUACUUACGGAAGGUUCACGAAGGCAACGUUUUCUACUUCAACACGCUGCACUACACGCCGGCCUCACUCGCCGCAAGCGUACCUUCAAUGCAAGGUCAGAAGCUCGGCCGACGGGCGACUAACUACCUGGCAUUGGGUUACAGCUUACCAUUGCUGAUGGAGCUGAACUCCGGUACCCCACUAGAAUUCCUGCGUGCUCUUUCAGCCCUUUUACACGAGUUCGAGACGUACCAGAGCCUCUCCGGCUUCGACGUCGGCGGUGGCAGUCUAAGCAGAGCGCGCGUUGGCCAGAUGUUCAAGUCAGGCAUCGGCCUCGGCAAAAGCUCCGGCAUGCGGUCAGGGAGGCGAUCGAGCGCAGCGACUGAUAGCCUCACGCUAGACCAGUCGAAAGCGAACCUACUCGGCCUACCAUACUCAGUCAGCGAAGCUGCAAGUCCGAUAGAAUCGCCUUCGCCAAGUAGCAGUGGACAUGACUUCAAUCACCUCUUCACGCCGCACCUUCCUUUCGAUCCAGACUUUGAGAUGACCUUCACAACGCUAUGCAAUACGCUCGUUGUCGUGUACACGCACCUUCUGACGUUGGUAUCGAACCCCGAUAUCUGCUCAAUGUCCGUUGGCGAAGCUUUCGCGAAGGCGGACAAAGCUGUUCGCAAGAUCCUCGUUGCGAACGUAAUGCGGGAGUUCGAGGACAGUACGCGGCAAGGAGUCAAGACCGAGGUUGCUGGGUUAGGUAGGCUGGUUCUUGGCGGGCUCAUGUAG
Baudoinia panamericana UAMH 10762 is the source of this 882-nucleotide messenger RNA. RefSeq lists its product as uncharacterized. The transcript has a single exon. NCBI's taxonomy places the organism in Eukaryota, Fungi, Ascomycota, Dothideomycetes, Mycosphaerellales, Teratosphaeriaceae. The annotation marks the transcript as partial. The record is from RefSeq and is a predicted model, not a curated record.